AAUUAAGGAUAAAGUUGAUGCUCCACCAACUAAUGUUGAAGAUCAGCCGAUACCAAAAAGUUUAGAGCGAAUGAUAAACUUGAAAAAUAAUAUGAAAAAUCGAAAAAAGUUAUCUGGAGAAAAAAGUAAUAAAGAAAAGAAAAAUAAAUUGAUAACAGUGGGCUUAGAAAGUAAUAGACAAGUAUUGGAUCCAAAAGCUAAACCAGAAAAAGUAGUCCCAGUUUUUAGCCAAAGGCCUGGUGAACCAGAUUAUAAAUUUUUGCAUCGUGUUAACGGCGAGACAAUAAAUUAUUUAAAGGAAGCAGAGUUUGAAAAUAAAUUUAAUGUGCAAAUAGUUAGAAAUCCAGAGACUGGUAGACCUGAAGGCUUACAAAAAAAACCAAAAGACGAGAUUGAUGAGUUACUUAGGCUUAAAAUGAAGCAUAAAAAUAUUGGAAAGAAAAAAAAAGUUAAAUCGAUAACAGAACCUAAGUUAACUAAAGUUCAAAAACGUAAGAUCAAACUACAAGAAAAGAAAGCGAAAAAAUUGAGUAAUAAUGCUGAUGAUUUUAAUAUUUACAAAGAUAAAGUUGAAUUCGGUGAAGUUGCUCAUGCUCCACCAGAAUUGAAUGUAAAACCUUCCAAAGCAGAUAAAGUAGUUAAGCCCGCCAAGAAAGAAUUACUUUUACAUUCAUUACUUAAUAAUAAAAGUGAUAAAGCACAGCCUAAGUCGAUAGAUAAAACAGGUAAACGAAAAAAUCUACCUUCUGCCGAGAGAAGGAUUCUUGAGAAGCAUCAAAGUGAAGUAAUAGAAGCCUAUAAAUUACUUAAAACUCGUAAUAAAUCCUCUGGCAUGUCUUCGUUACAAGAAUAA
This is a messenger RNA of Cotesia congregata, 853 nucleotides long. Lineage: Eukaryota; Metazoa; Arthropoda; Insecta; Hymenoptera; Braconidae. The record is from the annotation of a GenBank genome assembly.